ACACACACACACUCAGGCACCCGCAAGCACAUACGCAGCGCAGCCGAGCGUGACCGAGGCAGUCGGCGUGAGAAAGCCAGGAGAGCAGCGUCGUAGAGCCGAGAGAGAUAUUAAAAAAAAGACACCGGACCUGAAGGUGUCUGCAACACUUUAAAAAGAGUGUUCUCCCGAGACACAGCAGCUCAGAGCUGUAAGGGAGUCUUAAGAGAGACCGAAGCAGGCGCAUGAAAGCUGAAAUACUUGACUCGCCAGGCAGAGAAAAACAUGGCCAAAGUCACAGCGGAAGACUCCUUGUUGCGGAACGGGUUUCUCUAAUGAAGGAUGCGGGUCAAGGUCGUCCAAGAGGCUGCUCAGCUGUUCCAGGAGAAACGCCACGGCUCUUCCAAAGGCUGUCGAUGAGCGAGGUGGAUGAGCGGGUGCGCCUGCGAGCGGAGAAGGUGUACGCCUCGGCCCUGAAAGAGGAGGACACCAAGGACGCCCUGUCCCUGUUCAACGUGCCGGAGGACUGUCCCAUCGGCCUGCACGAGGACCGGGAGCGGGCGCUGCAGAGGGAGCUGGCGGCGCAGCACUCCCAGGAGUCGGCGAAGAAGAAGAAGAGUUUCAAGUUGAAGCGUUCGCAGUCGGUGUCUUCGCAUGUGCCCGACGACGUCGACUGGGCCCAGUCUUUGGCGUCCCCGGUGUUCGACCCGACGACGCAAGAAGCUUUUCCCGAAGAGGACUUUCCAGACUUCCAGAGAGUAACCAUCAGUGGAGAUUACUGCGCGGGGAUCACAGUUGAGGAUUAUGAGCAGGCAGCCAAAAGCCUCCUCGGGGCCUUGUUCAUCAGGGAGAAGUACUCCAGACUGGCCUACCACACCUUCCCCAGGACCGCGGCCCGAUUCCUCCGCAACGCCGAGAAUCAGAAGUGGCGUGAGGAGGAUGAGAUCAUGCCAGACAUCUGGCCUUUCCCUCGUGGAGGGGAGGACCCGUACUCCACGGAGGGUAUUCCCGAGGACCUGAACUACGAGCUGCAGAUGAAGGACGGCAUAGUUAAUGUUUACGACGACGCCGAGGCCCUGGAACAACAGCGGCCCCACAACCUGCCUUACCCCGACCUCGAGACCUUUGCCAUCGACCUGAGCCACGUCCUCGCGAUGAUAGCCGACGGCCCCACGAAAACCUACUGUCACAGACGGUUGAACUUCUUGGCCUCUAAAUUCUACCUCCACGAAAUGAUGAAUGAAAUGGCGGAGCUAAAAGAGCUGAAGUGUGUUCCACACAGAGACUUCUACAACGUCAGGAAGGUGGACACGCACAUACACGCUGCAGCUUGCAUGAACCAGAAGCAUCUGCUGAAAUUCAUAAAGACCACGUACCAGACGCAGGCGGACCGCGUGGUCUUGGAGAAGGGCGGCCAGAAGUUCACGCUCAAGGAAGUCUUCGACAACCUCAACAUGGACCCCUACGACCUCACCGUGGACUCUCUGGACGUGCACGCUGGAAGACAAACAUUUCACCGCUUCGACAAGUUCAACUCCAAAUACAACCCGGUGGGAGCCAGCGAGCUGCGAGAGAUAUACUUGAAGUCAGACAACUACAUCGAAGGGGACUACUUUGCACGUCUCAUCAAGGAAGUGGCCAAAGAGCUGGAGGAGAGCAAGUACCAGCACGCCGAGCCACGCCUGUCCAUUUACGGCCGCGCCGCCAGCGAGUGGGAGAGCCUGGCGACCUGGUUCAUCCAGCAUAAGAUCCACUCACCCAACAUGAGAUGGAUGAUCCAAGUUCCCAGGAUCUAUGACAUUUUCAAGUCAAAGAAAAUUAUACCAAACUACGCCAAGAUGCUGGAGAACAUUUUCCUCCCACUCUUCGAGGCUACAGUUAAUCCCCAAAAGCACAAAGCAACUCACGUUUUCUUAAAAUAUGUGACAGGAUUCGACAGCGUGGACGACGAGUCCAAACACAGCGACCACAUGUUCUCUUACAAAAGCCCCAAGCCUGAGGCGUGGACCACAGACGACAACCCUCCCUACACCUACUACCUGUUCUACAUGUACGCCAACAUCAUGGUGCUCAACAACCUGCGCAAGGAGCGAGGACUCAACACCUUCCAGUUUCGUCCCCACUGUGGCGAGGCCGGAUCCAUCACCCACCUGGUCUCCGCCUUCCUCACGGCGGACAACAUCUCCCAUGGACUCAACCUCAAGAAGAGUCCAGUGCUGCAGUACCUGUACUACCUGGCCCAGGUCCCGAUCGCCAUGUCCCCGCUGAGCAACAACAGCCUGUUCCUGCAGUACUCUAAGAACCCGCUACGAGAGUUCCUGCAGAAAGGCCUGUGUGUGUCGCUGUCCACUGACGACCCCAUGCAGUUCCAUUACACCAAGGAGGCGCUGAUGGAGGAGUACGCCAUCGCGGCCCAGCUGUGGAAGCUGAGCACCUGUGAUUUGUGCGAGAUAGCCAGAAACAGUGUGUUGCAGAGCGGACUCUCGCAUCAGGACAAGAAACACUUCAUUGGUUCAAACUACCUGCAGGACGGACCGCAGGGCAACGACAUCCGGCGGACAAACGUGGCACAAAUCCGCGUGGCCUACCGCCACGAGACUCUGUGCAACGAGCUCAGUUUUCUGGUGGACGCGGUGAAGACGGAUGUUGAGACCACCAUACCCGAGUGAUUUAACACACAAGCACAAACGAUGCCCGAGUAUAUCCUCAGCUGUUAGACAGCAUUUUUUUCUUUCUUUUUUUACAUAUUCUUGUGAAACUUUUGGAGCCAGAUUUGACAAAAGGGGGUUCUUUCUAUUUUAUGUUCACCUUGGUGCAGUAAUCUGUUGUGUUACUGGAUUUUGUUGACACACCAAACCCAUAAGUGCACACGGCUGAUUUAGAAUAACACAUUCAUUCAGAAGCUGAAAUUAUUAUAUAUUAUAAUUAUUAUUAUUAUAAUUGGUGAAUGCAUGUUAUGAAGGCCUUCAUCUGGACUAAAAAAUGAAAUUUAGAAAAAAAACUAUUCAAAGACAAGGGCAAGUGUGAGUGAGCUUUGAAACCGAUUGUAUACUCGCAACUGUGAAAAGACUACCUUGUAACUAUUUAUCUUUUUUUAUGAUUGUCAUUUCUCAUAAAUUUUGAUAUGUAAAUAAAGGCUGCAAAACAGUCCA
Messenger RNA from Cyclopterus lumpus (lumpfish), 3131 nucleotides. It is a transcript of the gene ampd3b, whose product is annotated as adenosine monophosphate deaminase 3b. NCBI's taxonomy places the organism in Eukaryota, Metazoa, Chordata, Actinopteri, Perciformes, Cyclopteridae. The transcript has 16 exons. The record is from RefSeq and is a predicted model, not a curated record. Gene Ontology annotation, cellular component: cytosol. Gene Ontology annotation, biological process: IMP salvage; AMP metabolic process. Bases 225 to 2648 code for a protein of 807 amino acids. Gene Ontology annotation, molecular function: AMP deaminase activity.